GCGCGCCGGGCCGGGCGCCACGGGCUGGGUGCGCGGUUGCCGCCGCCGCCGCCACCUCCUGGGUCCCUCGGCCGAGCGGGCGCGGACACCAUGUACGGAUUCGUGAAUCACGCGCUGGAGCUCCUGGUGAUCCGCAACUAUGGCCCCGAGGUGUGGGAGGACAUCAAAAGAGAGGCACAGUUAGAUGAAGAAGGGCAGUUUCUUGUCCGAAUAAUAUAUGAUGAUUCUAAAACAUAUGAUUUGGUUGCUGCUGCAAGCAAAGUCCUCAAUCUCAAUGCUGGAGAAAUCCUCCAAAUGUUUGGGAAGAUGUUUUUCGUCUUUUGUCAAGAAUCUGGUUAUGACACAAUCCUGCGUGUGCUGGGAUCUAAUGUCAGAGAAUUUCUACAGAACCUCGAUGCUCUGCACGACCACCUUGCUACCAUCUACCCGGGUAUGCGGGCACCUUCCUUUAGGUGUACCGAUGCAGAGAAGGGCAAAGGGCUCAUCCUGCACUACUACUCAGAGAGAGAAGGCCUGCAGGACAUUGUCAUUGGAAUCAUCAAAACAGUAGCUCAGCAGAUACACGGCACUGAAAUAGACAUGAAGGUUAUUCAGCAAAGAAAUGAAGAAUGUGAUCACACUCAAUUUUUGAUUGAAGAAAAAGAGUCAAAAGAAGAGGAUUUUUAUGAAGAUCUUGACAGAUUUGAAGAAAAUGGCACCCAGGAAUCACGCAUCAGUCCAUAUACAUUCUGCAAAGCUUUUCCCUUUCACAUCAUAUUUGACCGGGAUCUCGUGGUCACUCAGUGUGGCAAUGCCAUCUACAGAGUCCUUCCCCAGCUCCAGCCUGGGACCUGCAGCCUCCUGUCCGUCUUCUCCCUGGUCCGUCCUCACAUUGACAUCAGUUUCCACGGGAUCCUUUCACACAUCAAUACCGUCUUUGUAUUGAGAAGCAAGGAAGGGUUGUUGGAUGUAGAGAAAUCAGAGUGUGAGGAUGAACUGACGGGCACUGAAGUCAGCUGCUUACGGCUCAAGGGUCAGAUGAUCUACUUACCUGAAGCAGACAGCAUACUUUUCCUGUGCUCACCAAGUGUCAUGAACCUGGAUGACCUGACCCGCCGAGGACUGUACCUGAGCGACAUCCCUCUGCACGACGCCACCCGUGACCUUGUGCUCCUGGGGGAGCAGUUCCGAGAGGAGUAUAAGCUGACUCAGGAACUGGAAAUCCUCACAGACAGGUUACAGCUCACAUUACGAGCCCUGGAAGAUGAAAAGAAAAAGACAGACACGUUGCUGUACUCUGUCCUUCCUCCGUCUGUGGCCAAUGAGCUGAGGCACAAGCGUCCGGUGCCCGCAAAGAGAUACGACAACGUGACCAUCCUCUUCAGCGGCAUCGUAGGCUUCAACGCCUUCUGCAGCAAGCACGCGUCUGGGGAAGGGGCCAUGAAGAUCGUCAACCUCCUCAACGACCUGUACACCAGAUUUGACACUCUGACAGACUCCCGGAAAAAUCCAUUUGUUUAUAAGGUGGAGACGGUCGGCGAUAAGUACAUGACCGUGAGUGGGCUACCAGAACCCUGCAUCCACCACGCACGUUCCAUUUGCCACCUGGCCUUGGACAUGAUGGAAAUUGCUGGCCAGGUUCAGGUGGAUGGUGAGUCUGUUCAGAUAACGAUAGGUAUUCACACGGGGGAGGUAGUCACCGGUGUCAUAGGACAGAGGAUGCCUCGCUAUUGUCUCUUUGGAAAUACCGUCAACCUCACAAGCCGAACAGAAACCACUGGAGAAAAAGGAAAGAUAAAUGUGUCUGAAUAUACAUACAGAUGUCUCAUGACCCCAGAAAACUCAGACCCACAGUUCCAUCUGGAGUACAGAGGCCCAGUGUCCAUGAAGGGCAAAAAGGAACCAAUGCAAGUUUGGUUUCUAUCCAGAAAAAACACGGGAACGGAGGAAACUGAGCAGGAUGACUGCUGAAUCUUGGACCUUGGGGUGAAGAGGACGGGGUGAGCACCAGUCUUCCCAUAACUCAUGCCAAGCCCGGGAGCAGUCUUUCCCUCAAUCCUUUUCCAUUUCCCCAAGCCUUUCUCCUAAGUAUCUCUUUCCUUAUUCAUUAUUCAGCUUUAGCUCUACAUUUCAUUAUUUUCAAGGUUUAGUAUAUUAUCUGAAGUUUGGCUUCGUGUGGAUGAUGUGAGCUUCACGUGUCUUAAAAUCUGCUACAAGCAUCACCUAACGUGGUGAUUUGCAAGUAGUGGGCACCCAAUAAAUAUUUGUUGAAUUUAAUGAAAUGAAACUGAACAGUAUUUGGCCACGUGUAUAUAUAGCAUGGUUUUUUCAGAUUUGUUCAGUGCUCUCUCUGUAUAUGUUUAUGUAUAUUUUAAUGACUAUAACAUAUAAAAAAGUUUUAUUGUGUUGGUGUAUAGCAUUAUAGAAAUCAUUUUUCUAAAGGAGUAAAUUCAGAAUUUUAGGGGAAAAUGCAAUGUAUUUUCAGACUCCCCCCAAAAGAAUUAAUAUAUCAUGCUAAGAAAAUACUGACAGUUUUGAAGUAUGCUAACUUUUCUUCAGAAACAGGGAAUACAGUUUUCUGUUAUUAAACUAUUAGGUUAUUCAUUCAGAUACUAUGACAAUUAUAAUUCCUCUAAAAUGCUAUCCUUUUUGUUGUACCCUUUGUAUUAUAAGUUUCACUAACCUCACACAGCUGUUAGGGAAAGCAACAGUGUUUCACAAUGAGCUAUUGCAUUAGUUUGGGGUAAAUGUUAGGGGCUCUGGCCACAUCCAGGGAUAAAGCUGGAAGCACGGCUGGGGUGUUCCUGUUCCUCAGAGACCCUCCUGGCCCUUUAUUCCCGGAAAUGAGCUCAUUUUUCUUAGCUUACAAAAAGGGCUUCAUGUUCAGAAAUGUUACUUUAAUUUCGAUAUGGAAUGCAUUCUUUUUGGAAUCAUUGCCUGUUGUUCUUCAAUAUCUCUGAUAAUUUAUUAAUAUCUAUCUUUAUAAAAUACAGUACAACUACUUUUGUGUAAAAAUGUGCGUCUUUAAAUGUAGUAUUUCCUAUCAGCACGUUGAUAUUUGUAUAAAUAUUCCGUGUUCAUGUGUAAGAAAACCUACAAUAAAUUAUUUUUUCCACUUGUCUCUAGACAGUUUUUAAUUCAAUAAAAAUGAUAUGAAUGUUCUU
This is a messenger RNA of Hippopotamus amphibius kiboko, 3143 nucleotides long. It is a transcript of the gene GUCY1B1, whose product is annotated as guanylate cyclase 1 soluble subunit beta 1. The transcript is spliced from 14 exons. The record is from RefSeq and is a predicted model, not a curated record. Lineage: Eukaryota; Metazoa; Chordata; Mammalia; Artiodactyla; Hippopotamidae. Gene Ontology annotation, molecular function: guanylate cyclase activity; heme binding. Gene Ontology annotation, cellular component: guanylate cyclase complex, soluble. Gene Ontology annotation, biological process: cGMP biosynthetic process; response to oxygen levels. The coding region runs from base 91 to 1950 and encodes 619 amino acids.